UCCGGCAAUGGAUUGACUUGACACUGACAGUAGAUUCUACAAAUCACUACAAAUCUUCGCUAUCUAUUUUCGCUCUAUAUUGUGUAAUUGUAAUUAUGCUACAUUUAGAUCUAAUGUUCGCUAAUAUCAUAUGAAGCGUACUCUAAACAUGGGGUUGUUGGGGGCGCGUGAGGGGUGUUCUGCCGCGUGCUCGCUGCCGGCGCAGAGAGCUGGCGGGCACACGCGUGCGAGUGGCGCUCGUGCGAGUGCCGCGCCGAGCUGUGUCGCACGGAGCACGAGUGACGGUACUCCCUUCAUGUUACUUCAGUAUGCUGACAUCCUGUAGUGUAGAAUGCUGACUGCGACACCACAACUAUUAUGUUCGUGACGGAAUUACGUGAGAUAGAUUGUGAGGACAAGUAUGGUUUGGACGGUGACGUCCGUUGUCACAUUUGUUGUUCAACAUGGCUAUGCAUGUGAUUCUAGCAACCCCUAUGAAGUGUUACCAGCGCGUAGCAGUAGAGAGACACCAGAUAAAGUAUGUGUACUAUUACCAUGUACUAUUAUUCUAAUUUGAGAAAUACUAUGUAAUGUCUGGAUAGUCUGUUGAAGUUCUAAUAUUAUCCAAGUAUGUGUAGGUAUAGUGCUAAUCUAAUUAGCCAAGUUUCAAUAUGUGAUUCUGAAUGGUUGAUAAUAUCAUGCUUAGUGAAGUACUUAGCUUUUGAAAGUGAAUUAUUGUAUUGAAAUGAAUAAUUAGAAAGAAGGUUGUAUAUUAUAGUAUUUAAGCAUAUUUAAUUUAAGGUAAUUUUAACUUAUAAGCUUUCAUCUGUAUUAUAAGCAAAUCUAAUUCGUUAGUGGAUGAUUAAAUCAGUAUUCCCUGCACUAUUUCUGUUUAGAGCCUAGGUUCAUAAAAUAUAAUGAGCUAAAGAGGCUGGUCGGGCUUGAUGAAGGUGUAUUCUCCGGCAUCCCGUCGUUAGUGCUGAGAGGUUCUCACAUGAACUGGACGAGGUGUAAUUGAGCGUUAUGUAUUGUUUGACAUCAUCGUAAGCCUACUUUGUGUUUAUCCACUGUUCUGUCAGUCCUGGGUAUGCCGGGAGUCACCGGGUGAUGAGCAAAUGUUUGGGGCCAUUUUUAUCUUAUGUGGAUGAGACAAACUUGCGUGUGUAAAUUGCACACAUAGUCUGCGUAUUUCUGCUACUGAUAAGUGCUCUUGCGGUUACACAUACAAAGUUUUAUAUAUAAAACAUUGUUGAAAGGUUCUUCUAACCUUCAGACAGACUGUGUUGCUGGGGAGUUUGUUGCACCACUUCUUCCCAGCAAAAACAGAAAGUGAUGAAGGGUGGGCAUUUUGCGUUGACUUUUUAAAUAUUUUUUAUGUUCCAAUCCAGUCCAGCUUAAGUAAUAUAUAUUUGAUUUGUUAUUUGAUGCAAUAGAAGUAUACUGGAAGAAGCAACCCAAUUUAUCAGGAUAUAUAAAUGGCCCUGCACGAGCAGAAUAUGAAGGACCAGGAGAAAUGGCACCUGGACAGAGUGCUCAGAGAGGCGAAGGGUCUCUUCAAGAAGACCAGGUCGAAGGGUGCGGCCAUCGCGGCCGUGUUCUCAUGCUCGACGGAGCUGCGGGAGGAGCUGCUGCAGCGCGGCACAGUCUACAUUGGCUGGCAGGCAGACAAGAGGUCACGGACUACGUAGACGUCACCUGCUGCAACAGAUGCCAGCAGUUUGGGCAUCCCGUAAAGUACUGCCGAGGUGCGGCGGUGACGUGCUCACGCUGCGGCAUCACGGGCUAUAAGAGCGACGCCUGCCAGUCAACUGCGGCGUGCUGCGCCACCUGUAAGCGAUUCGGCAGGAAGGAAGCGGCCUCACACAGUACAGUUGCGCGCGACUGCCCGCCAGGAGAGAAGGAGCGUGGCCAUGACCAACUAUGGCAUAUGAGAAAUUUGUCCGCUUUGCACAUAAAACUAGCGGGGUCAACACUGGCCACGAUGGAGAUCCCGGCAUUGCUCAGCGAGCAGGGGCUGGAUGUCCUGCUAGUGUAGGUGCUAUAUAUAGCAGGGCACAUUAUACAGAAGAGCCCAGAUGCCAAGGCGGGCAUCGUCAUGAGGCGCAGUGGCGCCGCUUGUGUGGUACUGGACCACCUCAGCAAUACCCACUGCAUGGUUGUCCACCUGGAGGAAUGCAACAUGCACGUGGUGAGCGCAUACUUCCAGUUCAGCGAGCCCAUCGACCAGCACCUGCACCACCUCGACAUCGUACUGGAGGCUCUGCGAGGGAGGCGCGUCCUAAUCUGCGCGGACGUGAACGCCCACUCACCGCUCUGGCACAGCGAUCCCCGACACUACACAGGAAGAGGACACGACGCGCUCCACCGCAGAACACGUUGGCAGUUCUGGGUGGGGUACUCCCGGCCGACCUGGAGGUUAUCCGUGCUGGGAGACUGGAUGAGGAGCGUUUGAACGGGACCACUAUGCAGGGAGAUACGGGCGCCCGGAGGAGGGAGUUGGCUCGACGAAGGAAAGAGAUUUGGAAUGAAACGAUCGAUGCAUGGCAGGAUAGAUGGAAGCACGAGGAGAAAGGAACGGGAGCUAUUUCGCUUCCUCCCGGACGUGGCGGCUCGACUUAAGUCACACUGGGUAGCUCCGGACUAUCAGUUGUCCCAGAUUCUCACGGGUCAUGGAUGUUUCAGGAAAAGACUGUUCGAUAUGAAGUUAUGCGAGGUGGGCGAAUGCUACUACGGCAUGGAAGAGGAAGACCUACAACAUGCGCUGUGGGUCUGCCCCCUGUAUGAGGAGAUGAGGCGAAAGAUGAUGGAUGAGAUUAGUCGUGAGGAGGCCGGCCCGAUCUAUUACGGCGAUCUAGUCAGCACACCGGCGAACUUUGCAAGGCUCAGGGAGUUUGCACAUACCUGGCACAAGAAGAGGAGCGCACUGGAGCGUUGCGCGGAACCAGAACCCGAACCAGCAAACAACACCACCAGCAACAACAACAUCGCUGUCACAACACCACCAGCAUAAGGACGGCGUCGCGGCGAACACACCAGGAACGCGGCUACUAACAACACCAGCGCAGCCCGGCGACGAAGUCCUGUUUCUUUUGUGCUGUCAGCAGACCCAAUUUUGGGAAGAGUGCUACAGGGACACACAUGGCUAACUUGUAGAGAUCAAGCAGCGCCUGCGGACGAAACCAACAUAGAUUGCCAAGAGAGCUGGAUGUCCGCAGCCGCCUCACGUUUCGGCCCGUAUAAUGCUGAGCGUUGGAAGGGCCAAGGGAAGGUGGAGGGAUUGUCCCUGCCCCCCGACUACGAGACUGCGCGGCCGACUACGAGAGUGGACGGACGUGCUUUGUGCGCUCUACAGAAAUAUAUAUUUUUAAAUAUUUUAAAUAUAUAAUUUGCUGUUUCAAGAGUGUGCUGAAUUUCAGUAAAAAAUAAUCAGUGAAAAUUGGUGCAAUAUAGCGAAAGUGUGUGUUCCACGAGGCUGCGAGGUUGGACCGUGUGGCGGCCACGAGAGGUAUAAGUAGCCGUAUUAAACUGAGGUACUGUGCAAUUGAUCGUAUAACUAAGUGCUGUGGCUUAUGCAAUUAAUUAUUAAUUAAAUUCCUUUAUUAAAAGCAGGAUCAGACCACGUGCAGCAUAUUAGGUCAGACAAAGGUUAACCGCGUGGCGUGCACCUUGUGCCGGCCACGUGAGUAAUACCAACUUAAUUAAGGCUCUGAGCGUUGGACUAAUAUAGAUAUGUGCUUGUGUAAUUAAUUAAAGUAUAUUUCAAUUAAAAUCGUGCUGCCAAUUGCGUGGCGCUCCGUCAGCGCGGUUGAUCAUGUGGAGUGCUGUCAGUGUCUAUUCUAUUCUAUUUUUGGUUAUGGCAAAUUGUCGAUGCCGAUGUCAACCAUUCUGCCACUGACGAGUGAAAUGAGAAGCACGUCGUGAUGCCAAACUGCUGUCAGUGUCGUGUGUGAGUGACGGGUGUCGGUGUCAAGCCUUUUUGACGUACGUCGUUGUCAUCUGUCGCUCGGGUGACAGCUGUCAAUGUCAUUGUCACUUGGACGGCUGGCAUUGACAGGUGUCAGUGUCACUGUCGGUUUGACGUGUCAUCUGCCAGUGUCAUUUACGUUUGACAGCUGUCCUUGUCACUUUGACGGCUGGCACUGACAGGUGUCAGUGUCACUGUCAGACCUGACACUGACGUUUGGCGCUGGCGUGUGGCGGCGAGGGUUGGGACUGUCACUGUCACUGUCGCAUGAUAGGUGAUUUUUAAUUUUUAUUUUAUUUUUAAUUUUAUUAUAUUGAAGGCUUUAUUUGUUGAUUAACACCCACUAGAUUUACAUAGACUAGCCAGCAUACAAGUAGGGAUGGACGAGGACAGUGAGGCUGAGCGACGCCAGCGAGCGCUACUGGAUGCGGCAUUGGCAGAAAACGCUGUGGAGCUGGAGGCGCUGCGGGAACUUAGCCGCGAAGUAGCCCCGUUCACCCCUAGGCAGUCAUUGGCCCGUACACCCCCCCAGAGUCAGCAAAACGUGACGCCAAUCCCCGAGUCAUGUCCGGAGCGCACCUCAGCAGGCGAACUCUUGCCAAAUGCUGGUGAGAAGCGGCUGCUCAGCUCGCCGGAGGAAGUGCAGGAGGCGGUACGACGGCGGAUACUAUCAGUCUCGAGACGCAAGGAGGUACCGCCUAUUGGGGGUCUGAUUGUCGGUCCAUCACCAGCGCCGGCCACCCCUCAGGACACUGCCCCCCAUCAGGACCAGGCCGGCAAAGUCGCCCCGCUUACAGACCUCGUCAAUGCCUCUGUGGAGUGCCUUGCUGGGCUGGCCACUGCCAGUACCCAAGGCAUCAUGGAGGCUGUCCGGAGCAAGUCCAGCAAAUUAAACAAGGACGACAUCGCGUCAAUAGGCGCCUACACCGAGCGACUGUCAGCAGUUAUCACGCACCUGACAGUACGUCUGGCCUCCGCUGAGAGUGCAGCGCGGCGCCCAGUAGCAGUCCACGAGGUUAUGCCUCCUGCCGGCCCAGUAACGCAGACACUGUCCUGCGACGUGGCAGCACCAAAUUACGCGGCCGUAUUAAAGAUGCCAAAGGGUAGGCCACUUGUCGCCUUAGAAAAGAAGGGUCCGGCGGUAAUCUUUUACCCAAACACAGAGAAGAUCAGCUCGUCCGAAGAGACGCUUAAAGAACUGCGGGAAAAGAAAGCCCGGCCCAGAAGGCAUUAAGGUGCAGGCGGUGCGCCGAGUCGGAAACGCACUGGUGGUCGUAGAGACUACCUCCAAAGAGGCAGCCACAAAAUUGAAACAAGCGGCUCCAGCAACAUUAAGAACGGCUGACCCCAAAGCACGCAGGCCACUUGUGGCCCUCCGAAAUUUAAGCGGCAACCCAGAGGUGGAAGCAGUUCUCGAAGAUCUGCAUAGGGUCAACCUAGCUGAGGACAGCAAAUGGCCCAGGGAUCGCUUACUGAAGGAGGCUAAGUUCGCCUUCAAAAAAGGACGCCAGGGAGGCAGGACUACAACAGUAGUCUUAGAAUGCUCGCCGCUACUGCGCGACAAACUGGUUAGCUUGGGACGGGUAUACAUAGGAUGGGACGCUGUCGAGGUCUGUGACUUCGUCAGGAUCACCUGCUACUCGAAAUGCCAGCAGUACGGGCACCCGGAAAAGCACUGCAGAGCAACCGACACUACGUGCGGCAAGUGUGGUGAAUCUCCAAGGCUCUGAAGCGGCCACUUUAGAAUUGCCGGUGAUAGGGCGAACCUUGGGAUUAGACCUAGCACUGGUCCACAUUCAGUGCGGGCCGGACUCAAAGGCGGGCAUAUUGGUGCUGAACCUUGGGAUAGCUGUUACAUUUCUGGACCACCUUAGUAACAACCACUGCGCGGUGGCACACAUCAGUGAUCAUACCUCGAGGAUAGACAUUUACGUGGUCUCCGUUUACUGCCAGUACAGCCAAGACAUAUCGAUCCACUUGGAACACCUGACACAGGUACUGGACCAACUGGCAGGGCAACGCAUACUCGUGGCUAUGGACAGCAAUGCUCACUCUCCACUGUGGCACUGUGAAAGUAGACAAUAUGUAGGUCGAGGACCAGACACCGAAUAUUGCAAGACCCAAAUGGAAGGAUUGAUCCUAGUACGCGGACUGGUCAUUCACAAUGUGGAAGGCGAACCGCCGACAUUCCACGGACCCAACGGCUACUCAAAUGUGGACCUGACCCUCACCAACAGAGGAGUCCCAGUGUCACGGUGGAAAGUUCAUGAAGGUGCCAGCCUUAGCGAUCAUCAGCUAAAUCACCUUUGAGGUGGGAACAUGCGCGGGGCCCGCCUCGACGACUACGACAAAGACAGAAGCGACGACAACGUCAGUAUCCUUCCGCGAGAAAGGCGUGGACUAUGAUCGGUUUCGCAACGUGCUCCACGGUAGGAUGGGUAGGCUCCAGACAAAGAAGCCGGCACAAGAAAUCUGCAAGCAGUACACCGAAAUAGUCACGGACGCCGCGGAAACCUGUUUGGGAAGACGCGGGAAGAAGGAUACUGGCGGGUACGAAUGGUGGACACCAGAAUUAGACAAGAAACGCCACGCAGUCUACAAUGCGCGUAGAGCUUGGCAACAUGCCCGCAGGAGCAAGAAACCCAAUCAGGGAGAACUACUAGAAGCCCUGCGUACAGUGAGGACUUCAUACAAGACUGCAAUGAGGGAAGCCGAAGUUGCAUACUUUCGUGGCAUUGCGGAGUCAGGGAACGACGACCCAUGGGGGCUCGCAUACAGAGCCGCGUCGGGCAGAGUGCCCCAAUGUCAUGCACGGCAUUAGACUUGCGGAAGGGUUCUGUACAACAGCAGAAGGCUCUGCAAACGGCCUACUAAAGGCUUUAUGCCCAGAUGACGACCCAACCAAAGAUACACCGUACCACCGGCAAGUGCGAAUCGCAGCUGCGUGUGCCCCUUCGGGCCGGGACUCGGAACCACCCAAUCGUGCGAUACUCGCACGUAUUAUAAAAGAUCUACCAAAUACGGCCCCUGGACUUGACGGACUCACUGCCAGGAUCAUCAGGCACGCGUGGAGAGUUAGCGCAGUGGAGAUGCUACUUAUGUACUCCGCGUGUCUGAGGGAGGGUGUGUUUCCUGACAUCUGGAAGAUAGGCAAGUUGGUCGUCCUGCCAAAGGGUAAUGAUCGGCCGCUCUCGGAUCCCAACGCGUAUAGACCGGUUACACUUCUCCCGAUUUUGGGCAAGAUACUGGAACGCUUAAUAAUUGCGUGCGCUCCCUGCUUAUACCGCGGUAUUUCGGAAUCACACACAACACGGAUUCACGAGGGGUAAGUCAACGGUCACGGCGUUGAACGCGAUUCAGGAACGGGUGGCAAACUCUUCGGAGAAAUACGUUCAGGUUAUACUGUUAGAUAUCUCGGGGGCAUUUGACAAUGCAUGGUGGCCCAUGGUCCUAACGAAGGCAAAACAGGGCGGAUGUCCGCCAAACAUUUAUAGGAUCUUGGUGAGUUAUUUCACAGAUAGGCGCGUCGGACUAUUCAUGGGGGACCAGGCGGUGUGGAAGCGGUCCACUAUGGGCUGCCCUCAGGGAUCAGUAUUAGGGCCAACACUUUGGAAUCUCCUGCUAGAUGAUAUCCUCAGGCUGCCGCUGCCAGCAGGCGUUACUGUAGUCGCUUACGCGGACGAUAUAACUGUUAUGAUCGAGGCGCCGAAUCGGGCGGCGAUCGAGCGCAAUGCGCACACGUCGCUCGAGAUGGUGUCCGCCUGGGGGACUCGGAACCGUCUAUCUUUUGAACCUUUUGACCUUGAAGGGGAAAUUUAAACGUCCCCCCACAGUACGCAUGGACGGCGCCUCAAUCGCACACGUUGCACAGGCCAAGUUGCUGGGCGUUGUAAUAGAUCGCUCUUAGCGAUAAGACCGCCCAUUAUGUCACCUACCUUAACUAGAUUUAGAUCAAAAUUGUAAAAUUGGUGUACCUAAUAAAGUAUAUCUAUCUAUCUAUGAAGCAGGCUCCUACGUGCCGCAUGCGAAUUUGGCCGGCCAACGGGCUGUGAACGCAUUCGGGAAGAUGUCGAGAGUAUCCGCUUCUUCCUGGGGCAUCAGGUAUCGGGCCCUACGAGUCCUGUUUUCAGGGACUUAUGUGGCGAUUAUUACUUAUGCUGCGGCCGUAUGGUGGCGGAGUACACAAAGAUAUGCAAUGCCCAGAACUCAUUUUAUUGUCAAAGGCUUACAGGUCGGUCAGUACCGCAGCGUUACCUGUGCUGGCGGGCGUACUUCCGGCCGACCUGGAGGUCUGUAGGGCGGGACGAAUUGCGCAGGAGUGUUCCGCAUUGGACAGUAGGGAGCGUCGGGUGGCAAUUAGAAACGUUAGGGCGGAGGUUAUUGCUCAAUGUCAGGAACGAUGGCAACAUUCACUUAACGGUAGGGAGUUGUAUUUAUUCUUUCCAGACGUUAUGGACCGACUAUCGUACGGUUGGGUGGAACCAGAAUAUGUGACGACAUAGAUCCUAACGGGACACGGGAGCUUCAGGAGCCGCCUACACGGAAUGUCGUUAUGCGACACUGCUAAAUGCUAUUGUGGGCAGGCGGAUGAAACUCGGGAUCAUGUCCUGUGGGAUUGCACUCUGUACGUCGAAGAGCGAACGGAAAUGUUGGCAGACUGGAACAGGGAGGAAGCUGGACCGAUUUAUCACAGAGAACUCGUAGCAAGUGUUGAAGGAUUUCGGAGACUGAAAACCUUUGCUCACAAGUGGC
This is a messenger RNA of Helicoverpa armigera (cotton bollworm), 8695 nucleotides long. RefSeq lists its product as uncharacterized. The transcript is spliced from 2 exons. Bases 4323 to 5177 code for a protein of 284 amino acids. The record is from RefSeq and is a predicted model, not a curated record. NCBI's taxonomy places the organism in Eukaryota, Metazoa, Arthropoda, Insecta, Lepidoptera, Noctuidae.